Messenger RNA from Suillus paluster, 603 nucleotides. RefSeq lists its product as uncharacterized. The record is from RefSeq and is a predicted model, not a curated record. The transcript is spliced from 3 exons. The annotation marks the transcript as partial. Lineage: Eukaryota; Fungi; Basidiomycota; Agaricomycetes; Boletales; Suillaceae.
GGUCGGUCUUCCAAACUCAUCAAGUUGCGACAAGUUGGUGGUCGCAUUUUUGGGUUAAGUUCUGAUUACUUUGUCACAUCCUCAAAACAAGACACCGUCGAUGAGCUUUGUAGGCUGCUAGGUACUAUACCCGGAAGCCAUACCUACCCACCAUUUCCUCCCAUUCUCUUUCCAAACGCAGUUGUUGACGCUAGUAAUUCAACUGUCUUUGGUAACUGGAAGCCCUUGGCUCAGAUCUUGAAAGCGGUUUUGAUGGGCGAAGCAUCCCUUACAUCUGUCAAGAAGGGUGGGCCACCUAGAAACUACAAGAUUUGGGGUGUAUCUACCAUAAUGCCCGGAGCAAUUGCAUGGAGCACCACAAUUGCCAUCUUUCUUCUAUCACCAGAUAUGGUAUUCUCUCAAGAUGGCCACGGCAAAAGCUCGGGGAUUCAAUACAAAAAUCUAUUCUACAGCUUCAAGAAGAUUUUGGUGUGUUGCUGGGAUGCUCCGUAUCUCACAAAGAUCAGAUGCCACAUUGAGGGACAUAUCUUUGGAGCCGCGAAGCUACCAGUUGAUGCACCUGAUGGGAAAGACUUUACUGUGCAGAUUGCACUUGCAAUGGCU